Bubalus bubalis (water buffalo) is the source of this 4463-nucleotide messenger RNA. RefSeq names its product zinc finger protein 804A (gene ZNF804A). Gene Ontology annotation, cellular component: nucleus. The transcript has 4 exons. The record is from RefSeq and is a predicted model, not a curated record. The coding region runs from base 410 to 4036 and encodes 1208 amino acids. NCBI's taxonomy places the organism in Eukaryota, Metazoa, Chordata, Mammalia, Artiodactyla, Bovidae.
CGCCGAGCGCGGGGGAUGCUGCUGUCGCCGCCGCCGCUGCCGCUCGGGCGGCUCCCGCUGCCCGGCUUCGCUCGGCCGCGCGGCAGGCACUGACUCGCGCUGGGCUCCUCUCCGCCAGUCCGGCCCCUCCCAGCCCGGGAUCCUCCUGCGGGGUGCAUCGCCCUUAUGCGAAAUUACAGGAGCAACAGAGCCUGCUAGGGAGAGCGCAGCGAACAUGCAGAGGCGGAGGAGCCUCGGCGCGCAGGGCAGAAGCGCGUAGUGAGCCUGUCUCCGGAGGGCGUGCGAGAGAGGCGGCGGUUCGCCCUCCCGGCGGGUCCCUCACCCACCCUCCUCAGCCCCGGCGCGCUGCGGCGGCGGGCGCGGGGUGCAUGGAAGCGGCGGCUGCGGCGGAGGAGGCGGCGGCUGCCCCAUGGAGUGUUACUACAUUGUCAUCAGCUCCACGCAUCUCAGCAACGGACACUUUCGCAACAUCAAGGGAGUUUUCCGGGGCCCUCUCAGCAAGAACGGCAACAAAACUCUGGAUUAUGCUGAGAAGGAGAACACCAUAGCCAAAGCGCUGGAAGAUCUGAAGGCCAAUUUUUACUGUGAACUCUGUGACAAGCAGUACUACAAGCAUCAGGAAUUUGAUAAUCAUAUUAAUUCAUAUGACCACGCUCACAAGCAGAGGCUCAAAGAACUGAAACAAAGGGAAUUUGCUCGAAAUGUAGCAUCUAAAUCCAGGAAAGAUGAAAGAAAACAGGAAAAGGCACUCCAACGCCUGCACAAGCUGGCCGAGCUAAGAAAGGAAACUGUAUGCGCUCCUGGAAGUGGUCCUAUGUUCAAGUCAACGACUGUUACUGUGAGAGAAAAUUGUAAUGAAAUUUCCCAAAGAGCUGUUGUGGAUUCAGUUAAUAACCAGGAAGAUUUUAAAUGCACUUUGAUUCAUAGCCAAGAGAAGGCUAAAGAUGUUACCACUCUUGCUGCAGAUCCAGAAAGCACAAAGAGUUAUAUGGCCAAAAAUAACCAACUUGAAGAUCAAGCCCAGGGGAUUCACAGACACAAAAUUGGCUUUUCUUUUGCAUUUCCAAAGAAAGCAUCCGUGAAACUGGAGUCCUCAGCUGCAGCCUUCUCUGAAUACAAUGAUGAUGCCUCUGCGGAAAAAGGAUUUAGCAGAAAAAGUAGAUUUGUCCCGGGUGCUUGUCAUCUUCAACUAUCUUCACCAACAGAUGUGCUUUUGAAUUCCGUGGAGAAAGCAAACUCUUUUCAUCCACCAGAGGGAAUGUGCACUGACAAAGAAACUACUCAAACUCAAGAGAUGAAAGAAGUUUCUAGUGAAAAAGAUCCAUUAUUAUUACCUCCAUUUUGCCAGUUUCAGCUCCCUUCAUCAUCUGAUGCAGAUAAUUGUCAAAUUUCAGUCCCUUCAGCAGAUCAGAUUUCACCAGAAGAUAUUCUUAUUAAUGAAGACAUACCUAUAAAUGGUAACACUUCUGAAUUGCUAGGAAAUAAAUCCAUAGUUCUUGAUAUGGCUAAUGACAACAUGUCUUUGCAGACUACCACCAAGGAAACUGUUAAGGACAAUGUGACAUCCACAAUUGAAGCUGAAAAUAAAAAUCACGGUCUGGACGUGUUGACCCCUGUAAAUUCUGAAGAGGAUAAUAUAACCUUACACACACAAAAAGAUUUAUAUAAAAGACCAUGUGAGCCAUUUAUACCUGUACUUAACAAAGAUGGAUCCACAGUUCUUCAGUGGCCAUCAGAAAUGCUGACAUAUACCACCACUCAACCAUCAAUUUCCUAUAGCUGUAAUCCUCUCUGUUUUGACUUCAAGUCCACUAAAUUAAACAACAAGCUAGAUAAAAAUAAGCUGCCCUUAAGUGAUCUUUCUUCUCAGCAGAAGGGAGAAGAAAUUUACAAGAACCCAGUUUUGGACUGCAAGGAUACAUCUAUGGCAGGACUCACUGAUUAUGAAAUUGGAGGUAGCAGAAAUGAACAUACCCAAGUCACUUCUCAUCUGACUGAUGAUACUGUCUCCAAUAGCUGUGAUUCUGGAAAAAAUGAGAGUAUGGGUCAGAGGUAUAAAAAUAUUUCCUGUAGGAUCAGAAAAACAAAAAAAUAUACUUUUACUAAAAAUCAGAUAAAGCCAGAUGCUAUAGAUGGGAAAUACAACAAAAUAAGAUUGAAAAAUACUCAUGAACGUUGGUUCCAUAAAAGUAGAAGAAAGAAAAAAAGAAAGUUAUGUCACCAUAAUUAUGGAGAGAAAACCAAAGAAUCAGAAACACGCUUCAAAAUGGAAACAGAAAAUAGUUACACUGAUACAACUAGGAAAAAUCUACUGGAAACAAUUUCAGAAAAACAGUAUUCAGCUGCAGAGCAACUAUUGGACUCACAGCAAUUACCUGAUAAAAGGCCUAAAUCUACAUCCAUAUACUUAAGUGAAAAUGAAGAAAUGUGUAAAACCUGGAACACUGAAUACAAUAAUAAUACUAUUAUCAGUUCUAAAAACUACUGCAAAAACAGCUCAGUUGUCUUAAAUGGACAAUCCAAUUCUACAAUGAUACAUUCUGCAAAACAUAAUUUAACAUACUCCAGAACAUACUGUAGUUGGAAAGCUAAAAUGUCCAGCUGUGGUCAUGAUCACAGAUGCCUAGUUCUUCAGAAUGAAAUGAAAUGCAUGAGUCAGAGCCAGGCUGUUAAAAGAGGUUAUAAUUCUCUCAUUAAUGAAUCAGAAAGAUGCCAUCGAAAGCGUAGACAACAUUCAUAUUCUUAUUCUUCAGACGAAAGUUUAAAUCGACAGAAUUAUCUACCAGAAGAAUUCUUGACGUCACGUCGUGCUUCUGCUCCUUGCAAACCUAAGAGGAAACAGAGGAGAAAAAGAAAUCGAUUCCACAUGGGUUUUGAAGCUCUGGAACUCAAAGAGAAAACAGAUUAUCCCAAGAAAGGCAAUUCUUCCUUACAUCACCAGGAUAAAAUAGUAAGUGAAGAUGGAAAAGAGGAAGUAAAACCACAGGAAACUGCAGAUGUCAAAAGGAACUCAGAACAACUAGACCAAGUAGAAAACAAACUGGCUGUGCCCACCAGCAGCCCUCUUCCUUCUGAAGCCAAUGAUGAAACUCAGCAGGUUGUAAUGGAGACCACUUCUGGUGAACUGUCAGAGAUUUCCAGUGAACCCACCACAUCAACCUAUACAGUUAGUGCCCCAGCAAAAGGAGGAAUAGACAGUACCUUGCUUGAACACAAAGAAAGAAGUGAGGAUACAAAUGUCAAUGAAAAGCAAAUUCCUUUCAAGGUGCCUAAUAUUGAAAGGAACUUUAGACAGUCACAACCUAAAUCGUUCCUUUGUCAUUAUGAACUGGCUGAAGCCCUUCCACAAGGCAAGAUGAAUGAGGCAUCAACGGAGUGGCUGUGUUUUAAUUCAGGAAUCCUUAAUGCACAACCACCAUUGCCAUUCAAAGAAGCACAUGUCAGUGGCCAUACCUUUGUAACAACAGAGCAGAUCCUGGCUCCAUUAGCUUUACCAGAACAGGCAUUAUUGAUUCCGAUAGAAAACCAUGACAAGUUCAAAAACCUACCAUGUGAAGUAUACCAGCACAUCCUACCGCCAAACAUGCUGGCCAACAAGGUCAAGUUCACUUUUCCUCCAACCGCCCUCGCACCCCCCAGCACACCUCUGCAGCCUUUGCCUUUGCAGCAGCCCCUGUGUUCUACCUCUGUCUCUACUAUCCACCACACUGUUUUACAACAGCAUGCGGCAGCGGCUGCAGCGGCAGCGGCAGCGGCAGCUGCAGGAACCUUUAAAGUGCUUCAACCACGCCAACAGUUUCUGUCCCACGUCCCAGCUCUCACCAGAACAUCAUUACCUCAGAUCUCAGUAGGACCAGUAGGACCGAGGCUUUGUCCUGGGAGUCAGCCAGCUUUUGUUGCUCCUCCUCAGGUGCCAAUCAUCCCAGCUUCCGUCCUUCAUCCUAGCCAUCUGGCUUUCCCACCUUUGCCCCAUGCCCUCUUCCCUUCGCUGCUCUCUCCCCACCCUACCGUCAUCCCACUGCAGCCCCUAUUCUAGUCAUCACCAUGAGAGGGAAAGAAAAUAUCCAUGUGAAAACUACUGCCAUAUGUGUUAAUGCUCAUUAAGUGGAUAAUAGCCUAUUUAAAUGGUGGAAAUAAACUAGCUCAAAUAUGGCUUCAUUGAUAUGAAAUCACUUACUAUAAGUGUAAUGAUGCAAAUAAAUUCUUAAGCUUCUGAUAUAUAAUAUUAUUAAGGCACUGAAUAGUUUGAAAAUCAAUAUAAUCUAUGCUGUAUAUCAAAAUGAUGUCUUAAGAGUAUGUAUAAUGUAUAUAAAAUAUAUUUAUAGUACUGUAAUUUAUGUUGUAAAGUAUGCCCUUCAUUUUUUUUAAUCUUUGUGUAUUUGCACCUAUUUAAUGUUUAGACAAAGCUGAUGGCACUAUGUUUUGUACCAUGUUCCUUGAAACUGUAAAUUCAGUGAAAAAUA